GGUCCCGGCGGCGCCCGCGGAGCAGCUGGAGCCGCUGGUUGGCUCUGCUCCGGCCGCGGCGGGGUUCACCGGCCCGAGGCCGGGUUCCAAGCUGGCCCCCCGGAAUGUCGGUGGCCUUCGUUCCCGACUGGCUGAGAGGCAAGGCGCAAGUCAACCAGGAGACCAUCCAGCGGCUCCUGGAGGAGAAUGACCAGCUAAUCCGCUGUAUCGUGGAGUAUCAGAACAAAGGCCGGGCGAAUGAGUGCGUCCAGUACCAGCAUGUGUUACAUAGAAAUCUCAUUUAUUUGGCUACCAUUGCAGAUGCGAACCCUACCAGUCCUUCAAAAGUAAUGGAAUAACCUUCCGCCUGGCUGUUGUGAGGAGUAAUUGAAUGUAAUCCACUUCAUGUGAAUUGGAGACAGGAUCUUUACCAACUGAACUGCUGAAAACAUGAAGGAAAUCUCUGGCUCUUUUUAAAGGAAAUGUG
Messenger RNA from Molossus molossus (Pallas's mastiff bat), 466 nucleotides. It is a transcript of the gene SS18L2, whose product is annotated as SS18 like 2. Gene Ontology annotation, molecular function: transcription coactivator activity. Gene Ontology annotation, cellular component: nucleus. Bases 105 to 338 code for a protein of 77 amino acids. The transcript is spliced from 3 exons. Gene Ontology annotation, biological process: positive regulation of transcription by RNA polymerase II. NCBI's taxonomy places the organism in Eukaryota, Metazoa, Chordata, Mammalia, Chiroptera, Molossidae. The record is from RefSeq and is a predicted model, not a curated record.